Messenger RNA from Pneumocystis carinii B80, 1128 nucleotides. RefSeq lists its product as hypothetical. The transcript is spliced from 2 exons. NCBI's taxonomy places the organism in Eukaryota, Fungi, Ascomycota, Pneumocystomycetes, Pneumocystales, Pneumocystaceae. The record is from RefSeq and is a predicted model, not a curated record. Gene Ontology annotation, molecular function: phosphatidylinositol binding. Bases 45 to 1091 code for a protein of 348 amino acids.
CCUACCUCAACGUCCAUCAUAAUCAGUAAUAUAAUAUUUUGAUAAUGGGCGAGGUAUUUCGCCCAGAAACACUUGUUAUUGAUAUUAGUAUUCCGUCAUCAAGUAUGAGUUUGGAUGUAAAACCACAUGUUAUAUAUAUAUUAGAUAUAAAGCUAUCAAUGAGGUCAUAUACACUUAAAAAGAGAUAUUCGGAGUUUAUUACUCUAGAUAAACAGCUUUUGGAGGUUACAGGACGCUCACCUCCAGUAGGAUUACCACCAAAAUAUUAUUUAUUAAAUAUGUUUUCAAGACCGUCAUUAAUUGAGGAACGACGGCGUGGACUUGAAGCAUAUGUCAUUGGAAUUCAUCGCAGUGAAGAUGCAUGCUGGAGACAGAGUCCAGCAUGGAGACAGUUUUUGAAACUUCCGGUUUAUACGAUUGGACAAGCUAUGAUUUCAGGAGAAAAUUCAGGAAUGCAAUUUUCAGAUCAGUCUUGGAUGUGUUUAUUUCAUGAGACGAAAUUGCAACUUCAAGAGGCUAAACGUCAUGUAUCAAGACGGGGAUAUAUGGAGGGAGCGAUUGCGUCUCAAGCUACACGAGUUUCAUCAAUCAAGGGAUUUUCUACGAUUGAUUCAUCCAUAGAACAGUUAAUUCAAGGGUUAGAUAACCCGAAUAUUCAUACGAGUAUUGGGGAAAGAGAAUUAUGGCGUAGAAAGGAUUUGUUGGAGAAUAUCAAGAGAGAAUAUGCAUUUUUGAAGCAUAUUGUUUAUAAUAAUAGCCAAGUUAAGCAUGAUAUUCCAUCUUCUAUUCAAACAUGGAAGGAUUGCAAAACAUCGACUACACGGAGUAAUCUGGAUAGAGUACCAGAGACGGAGCAAACUCGAGAAUUGAGUAGUUUGGGGUUAAUUCAUUUACAAAAGGAUAUUCUUAAUAAACAAGAUGAACAGCUUGAGGCUUUUUUACCAAUUUUAAGAAAACAAAAAGAAAUGGUUACAGCAAUUGCGGAUGAAUUAAAUAUGCAAAAUGAUAUGUUGAAUGAAUUGGAUGAAAGUGUUCAAAAAACUCAUUUAAAACUUAAAUCUGCAAAAAAAAAAAGUGAACAGUUAAAAUAAUCGAUUUUUCAAUAGAUUGAUACCCGUAUAUAUACUU